GGAGGAGGGGAGGAUGGGGAGCAGGAGCAGCGGCAGGGGCCCCGGGAGAGCUUCUGCAUAUGCGGCGCGACCUGGGAGGCGAGCUGCUCGCCCGGCUUGGACGUGACCUGCUGCGACACCUGCGAGGGCUGGUUCCACGCGGCCUGCUGCGGACUGCAGCCCGACCAGGCCAUGAGUCUUGAGAGCUGGACUUGCCCCUUCUGCUCCGACGGCGGCGCCGGACUCGUCCUCCCGCCGCCCUCUCCCUCCAAGCGCCCGCGCCUCGAGGGCCCCGCGUACGCCUUCCACCAGCAGCAGCAGCAGCCCUCGGCGGAGCUCGGCCUCUCCUCCGGCGGCCCGGACGCCCCCGGGCAGCCCCGCACCGCCUCCCCGGGGCCCGCUGCUGCCACCAGUGCGCAGAUGGCGGCCCGCUGCCGGGCAGCCGUACUGGCGCGCGUGCGGCAGGGGCUCACGGAUGUGGGCGGAGUGGAGCGGGUAUGGCGCGGAGGCGGCUGGGGACGCGGCCGAGGGCGGGGGCGAGGGCGAGGGCGGGGACCCGGUGGGCGCGGUCGGGGCUCGGGCCGGCGGCGGACGCAAGGCUCUGAUGACGAGUUUGUGGAGGAUGAUGACGAUUAUGAGGAGCCAGAUGAGGAGGGAGAUGGGGAUGACUCGGAUGCCUCGGACGGCGCGCCGGCCGGCAGGGCGGGCGGCAGCAGCCAGGGCGGGCAGCGGAGAGGUGCUGCGGGCGCCCCGGCUGCUGCUCCGGCUGCUGCGAGGGGAGGCUACGGGGCACGCCCGGGUGAGCCUGCCGUACAGCCGCGAGGUGGCGCGAUGGGGGCAGCAGGCGGGUUUGCACCGCCCUUUGCGCAGGGUGCUCGCAUGGGUGCGGCGCCGGGGGCGGGCAUGCCAGGUGGGGUGUAUGCGGGGUCGGAGGGCGGGCUGGAGGGCGAGGUGGUGGACGAGGAUCCGCGCACCUGGCGGCCCGCGGCGCUGACGGUGCUGCGCAGCGUGAUGCUGGAGCCCUCCGCGGAGGAGUUCAGCGCGCCGGUGGACGUGGAGCAGCUGCCCGGCUACCUGGACGUGGUGGCCCGCCCCGUGGACCUCACCUCCGUGCUCAACAACCUGCGCCGGGGCGCCUACUCGAGCUGCACCGCGGUGGCCGCAGACGUGCGCCUCAUCGCGGCCAACUGCCGCGCCUACUUCCAGCCGGGUGCAGCCGUCACACGCCGAGCGGAGCAGCUGGUCGCCUCCUUCAACGCCGCCUGGCGAGCUGCGGGUCUGCCGCUGCCGUACGGGUUUGCAGAGGCGGCCGGACAGGAGGCAGACGGCGGAUACUACGAUGAGGGCGGCUUUGCGGGUAUGCCAGGCUCGGGCGCAGCAAGGCGGCCGGUUUCAGCAGCGCGGAAGGCUGGGCCGGCUGCGGGCGCGGGAGUGCGUGGUGGUGUGGCGGCGGCCGGGGGCUACCCCCAGCAGCAGCAGCCCGGGGUCCCUGCGCCCGGGAGCUGGGAGCACCUGGCCGCCAGCAUCCUGCGAAUGGUGAUGUCGGACCCGCGGGCGGAGCCCUUCCUGGUGCCUGUGGACCCGGACGAGCUGCCCGGGUACUCGGAUAUCAUCUCGCAGCCCAUAGACCUGGGCACCAUUGCUCGCAACCUGGCCGCCGGACACUACUCCAGCUCCGGACCCGCCGGCCUGCUGGACGACGUGCGGCUGGUGUGGUCCAACUGCCGACGCUACAACCAGCAGGGCUCGGCCAUCGUGGCGGAUGCGGAGCACUGCCGCUCCGCCUUCAACCGCACGUGGCAGCGCAUGGCGGUGCCAGCGGGCCUGCCAGCAGCCACCGCAGGGGGAGCCAAGUUAGCGGCACAAGCGGCUGCGGCGUCGGGCGGGGGUUACAGCGAUCCGCAUGCGGCGCUGCUGGCGGGAGGGGCGGCGCCGGGCUACAACGCCAUGCCAAGCGGCGGCGGCGGCGGCUCCUCCCGCGCACGCGGGUCAGCAGGCGCCGCGGCGGGAUUGUACGGUGGUGUUGACACACGUCGUGGGGCUGCGCAGCUGCAGCAGCAGCAGCAAAGCUCCGUCGGCUGGCAGGCGGCGGCGCAGGAGGCCUUGGAGCGGCUGAUGCGGGCCCGCGUGGCAGCCAUCUUCUGCCUGCCAGUGGACCCCGCGGAGGCGCCCGGCUACCUUGACGUGGUGAAGCGACCCAUGGACCUGUCCACGGUGCUGGCCAACCUGCAGAGCGGCGCCUACAGGGACGUGAGGGAGUUGUUCGCUGACGUUGAACAGAUUUGGGAGAACUGCCGUACAUACAACAACAAGAGCUCGCGUGUAUACAAGCUCGGGGAACAGGCUCGCGCGCAGUGGUUGACGGAGUGCGAGGCGCUGGGGGUCGGGAGCGAGGGCCGCCAGCCGCAGUCGGGACGGCA
Molecule: messenger RNA, 2399 nt
Organism: Astrephomene gubernaculifera
Lineage: Eukaryota; Viridiplantae; Chlorophyta; Chlorophyceae; Chlamydomonadales; Astrephomenaceae
Source: the annotation of a GenBank genome assembly